Messenger RNA from Pseudozyma flocculosa PF-1, 672 nucleotides. RefSeq lists its product as uncharacterized. The transcript is spliced from 4 exons. The record is from RefSeq and is a predicted model, not a curated record. Bases 1 to 672 code for a protein of 223 amino acids. NCBI's taxonomy places the organism in Eukaryota, Fungi, Basidiomycota, Ustilaginomycetes, Ustilaginales, Ustilaginaceae.
AUGAUGCCCGGCAAGGUUGGCUACAGCGGCCAUCAUGGCUUGCUCCCUACCCUCCUUGUCUGUCUCGCACUCAUCUCCGCAAUCACCACAGCCACUCCCCUGCCAAGCUCUAGCCAACAGACUCCGGGCGUCGUCGGCCACCGCCACACGUCCUCUCGUCGCCUCUUUGCCCGCAACCUGGGCAGCGCGUUUAAGGAUCGCUACCUCAUGUGGGCGACGAGGAACUAUCUGUGCACCAAGGAGGGACGAGUGAUUCCCGUCGACCCCGAAUCGGGCAAGAUCCGGGUAGGAGGCCUGAGGAAGCGAGGAUUCGCGGACACGCUGUUCCACACUGAGCCCGGCCAGCAUGACCAUGGGUCGUGCAAGAAUCCCACGUGGAUUUGGCUGAAAGGGUGGAGCGGCCCGAUUCCCAUGACGCAGGCCGUCGCGCAGUACCCCCAACUCUUCGGCGUCCAGGAUCCAGCCGGUGAUGCCGCCGUCGCUGCCGCCGCCAGCGGCAAUGCCGCGCAGCAGGGCGCGGGAGGAGCUCCUGCAUCGUCUUCGCAGGCGGUCAGCUUCCACCAGGCCGACCCGAAUAUGUUCGCCCCGGGCGCUGGUCAGAUCAGCGGAUCCGCCUCGUACGCACCUGGGCAGGCGCCGUACCAGGCCAUCAACGGCUAUGCAUCGUCAUGA